GGUUGCAGCGGUCGAUUGAGACAGGAAUUCAGGGAGCUCGAAAUGCUCGAUGAUAUAACUAUUCGAAUAUAUGAAAGUACUCUGCCCAUUACUGUGAUCAGAGAAACAAGAUAUUCACUGAUACAUAGUUUCCAGGAAUACAUUGGCACUGAAUACACCCCCGUCAACAUGGAUGCCAGGCUCAUGUGGUCGAUCAUCAAUCCUUUUGAUAUGGUGGACGCUACUGAUCUGGAGUGGGAGAAGACGUUCAUUACACACAAUCCAAGCAAACUAUUCAAGUCGUCAAAACAGGUUAACCUUCUUGGUCCACAGCCCGGUAGGCCUUCUCUACCCAGUACCAUACAUGAGUCUCUUAACGUGCGGAAUGUUACUCCCAUGAAAGCAGCAGAGAAGCGCAAAGUGCCGGUUAGCCCUGCUGGCUGUAAGUGGUCCAAUAACAGUUGCGCUUAUGAUGCUGUUUUGUUUGUGCUAUACAAUCUAUGGAAAUCGGAUGAGGCCAAGUACACCGCAUCAUUCGCUCAUCUUCGCAACAGAUGGAUGGACAUGGCAUCCUCAUCAUUCAAGAAAUACGCAAAAGGGGAGUAUAAUUUGGAGGAAGUAAGAGACUACAUCAGGAGAGCAUUGCAUCGUGAGUAUCCAACUGUCUUUGUGUUCGGCAGGAAUAUGAGCGUUGAAGCUGUAAUGAUGACAUUGCUCAGAACUGAUGUCACUUUCUUGUCCGAUGAUUUCGUUGUAGCUGUGGCCAGGUAA
Messenger RNA from Desarmillaria tabescens, 750 nucleotides. RefSeq lists its product as uncharacterized. NCBI's taxonomy places the organism in Eukaryota, Fungi, Basidiomycota, Agaricomycetes, Agaricales, Physalacriaceae. The transcript has 2 exons. The annotation marks the transcript as partial. The record is from RefSeq and is a predicted model, not a curated record.